Molecule: messenger RNA, 678 nt
Organism: Galeopterus variegatus (Sunda flying lemur)
Lineage: Eukaryota; Metazoa; Chordata; Mammalia; Dermoptera; Cynocephalidae
Gene: IER2
Product: immediate early response 2
Exons: 1
Coding region: 1-678 (225 amino acids)
Source: RefSeq, a predicted model, not a curated record
AUGGAAGUGCAGAAGGAGGCGCAACGAAUCAUGACCCUGUCCGUGUGGAAGAUGUACCACUCGCGCAUGCAGCGCGGUGGUCUGAGGCUGCACCGGAGUCUGCAGCUGUCGCUGGUCAUGCGCAGCGCCCGGGAGCUCUACCUCUCGGCCAAGGUGGAGGCCCAGGAGCCCGAGGUGUCCUUGACUCCCGCCCACUGCCCUGACCCUCGCCUGCACCCGCCGCGGGAAGCGGAAGCCGCAGAUGAGGCAGCGCCCUCCGACGGUGAGCAGCCCUCCCCGGAGCCCAUGGACACUCAGGAAGCUCCUCCGAGAGCCGAAGAGACCCUUGCUCGCUGUGCCCCGCGCUCCGCCAAAGUCAGCCGCAAACGGCGGAGCAGCAGCCUGAGCGACGGCGGGGACGUCGGACUGGUUCCGAGCAAGAAAGCCCGUCUGGAAGAGGAGGAGGAGGAGGAGGGAGGCGCAUCGUCGGAGGUCCCUGAUCGCCUGCAGCCCCCUCCGGCGCAAGCGGAAGGCGCCUUCCCCAACCUGGCCCGCGUCCUCCAGCGGCGCUUCUCCGGCCUCCUGAACUGCAGCCCCGCCGCCCCCCCGACGGCGCCGCCCGCGUGCGAGGCUAAGCCGGCCUGCCGCCCGACGGACAGCAUGCUGAACGUGCUCGUACGGGCAGUGGUGGCCUUCUGA